AUGGUCCUAAAUAGCCGCCGCUCCUCAGAAAGACGCGACGGCCUACUCCCGUCUCCCAGAUCCGGCAACGUCCACCCACUCCGUCGCGAUCGCGGAUGCUUCGUCGAUAGUAUAAAUCUCCACACCGUUCCUGGGAUCAAGCCGGGGAUCAAGCCGGGGAUCAUAAUGCUCGAGGUCGCUCUGAAAGACCUCCUCUCCGAAUCGCGCAGCAUCUACUACACCACAGAGAGCAAAGCAGAUCUUGCUGGCUCAAAUGCAGAACGACAAGUCGACCUCCUUCUGAAGGCUAGCAGUGUCCGUCCCUCGCUGCAAGAAACCAGCCACAACUGGAAAGACAUAUUGGUGAUUGGUGAACUAAAAAAAUCCGAGGGGGAAAUCAGGACCAAAAAAACCCUGCUGCAGAUGAGCUGCUAUGUGCGUGAAGUCUUCAUUGCUCAGCCCACCCGACGAUUUGUCCAUGCAUUUGUUGUCUGUGGUACCAAGAUGGAGACAUGGGUGUUCGACCGCUCUGGUCCCUACAGCUCAGGCAUCAUUGAUGUCUAUGAUAACUCAAAACAAUUCUUUCAGGUGCUUGUGGGCUACACCAUGAUGAGUGAUGAGGAGCUGGGACUGGAUACUUUUAUCACUAGAAAUGAAAAUGGCAGCAAAUCGAUAACCAUCAAGGAGUUCAGAGGCUCAGAGGAAAUGGUGCUGCAGCUGGAUAUCCAUCGAAAGUCAUCUUCCAGGAAACGCAAAUUUUCAGGCAAGGUGAUGAAGGCAUCCAAGCGAUUACGUUCCGCCAAUCAACAGUCAAGAGACACCCAGGGGAAUGAGUUAACUUUGUCCAUUGAGUCUGUAAACCAGCCAAGCCUUUUUGACAGAAAUGACAUGGAUCUCUAUGACAAUCAAGUUGGAAGCGGGCGAAGUGGUGCGCAGCAUCGGACUGGCACAAUGGAGUUCAUGGCAAUUGAAGUGCUGCUCAAUAUCGACCAUACCUAUCGGCAUGAUCUCGAGUCAUUCUUCUAUGUGCUUAUCUGGCAAUGUGUCCGUCGCGGUUGGGAAAAGUUAGAUAAGCUACAGAGACAGGGGCAGCCCGAAGAAAGCGCGCUAAGAGACUGGGACUUAUAA
Histoplasma mississippiense is the source of this 1107-nucleotide messenger RNA. RefSeq lists its product with no specific name. Bases 1 to 1107 code for a protein of 368 amino acids. The record is from RefSeq and is a predicted model, not a curated record. Lineage: Eukaryota; Fungi; Ascomycota; Eurotiomycetes; Onygenales; Ajellomycetaceae. The transcript has 4 exons.